CCGGGACGCUGGGUUGAAGGUUUUCCUAGGGAACUGAUUGUUGUCGCCCCGCCCCCUCGGGGGGCUCUUUGUCCCGUUAACUGUCCGAGUGGCGGGGCGUCAGCGCUGGGCGACAUGCCGGUGCGCUUCAAGGGGCUGAGUGAAUACCAGAGAAACUUCCUGUGGAAAAACUCGUAUUUGUCAGAGUCCCAUAAUCCCUCAGUAGGACGAAAGUACCCAUGGGCUGGACUUAGAUCAGAUCAAUUAGGAAUCACGAAAGAACCAAGUUUUAUUUCAAAGAGAAGAGUCCCUUACCAUGACCCACAGAUUUCAAAAUCUCUUGAGUGGAAGGGAUCUAACUCAGAGAGCAAUGUGGUGUCACCAGAACCUGAAGCCUCAGUAUCGCAAGAGGCAGAACAAAAAGAAGAUGUUAACCAGGAAGAAGUUCUCCCACUGGAAGUCUCCAAAGUUCCCAAGAGAACCAGAUCUCACUCUGCAGACUCUAGAGCUGAAGGGACUGUAGACCUUGUGGAAAAGAAUGAGGAUGUAAUAGCAAACCAUACACCAGUUAAUGAAAAUGUGGAACUGGGACACUCUACCAAGCUUCUUGCAGGAAAAGUGGAUAAUGGGUUGGAUAGACUUCUACGAAAGAAAGCUGGAUUGACUGUUGUUCCUUCACAUAAUACUUUGAGAAAUUCUGAAUAUCAAAGGCAGUUUGUUUGGAAGACUCCUAAAGAAACUGCUCCGAUUUUUGCAGCCAAUCAGGUUUUCCACAAUAAAAGCAAAUUUGUUCCACAAUUCAAAGGUAACUCAAUCAUCCAUGAAACUGAAUACAAAAGAAAUUUCAAGGGCUUAUCUCCAGUGAAAGAACCAAAGUUAAGAAAUGAUUUGAAAGAGAAUGGAAAUUCCGAAACUAUAUCCCCUGAAAAGAAGUGUAAUAAAAAAGACGAUCCUUUAAAAUCAGAAGCAGAGAUGGCAUCAAAAGACUCAAACAAGCCUAAAAAGAAGCUUACACCUUGGAGUCACCAGAGGCUUGGGAAGGUGAAUUCUGAAUAUAGAGCAAAAUAUCUGAGCCCAGCUCAGUAUUUAUAUAAAGCUGGGGCUUGGACUCAUGUAAAGGAAAACAUGCCAAAUCAGGGUUCCCUAAAUGCCAUGUGGUAUGCGGAGGUUAAAGAACUCCGAGAGAAGGCUGAGUUUUACAGGAAACGAGUCCUGGGAACACAUUUUUCUCGGGACCAUCUGAAUCAGAUUCUAUCUGAUAAAAAUUGCUGUUGGGAUGUCUCCUCAACCACGAGCUCAGAGGGAACCAUUAGUAGCAACAUCAGAGCUCUAGAUCUUGCUGGAGAUCCUACAAGCCAUAAGACUUUGCAGAAAUGUCAUUCUACCAAACUAGAAGAAAAAAGACCUGUCUUGGAAGAACAGCCCCCAAAAUAUACCACAGAGAAAUUGGACAUGUCAGGCGCUCCCACUAUGCCUGUUAAAAGACGUCUGGCUUGGGAUGCAGAUAACACCAAUGAAGAUAUACAAAAACAGCCAAAAGGGAAGGAGGAGGAGGAGGAAAGUGAAAGGGACAAACAGGUUCAUAUGGGAGAGUUAGAGAAGUUGGAAGUAAAUGAAAGAUCUGAGGCAGACAAGAUAAAAGAAGGGUCAGAUUCUUCUUCUAUAUCUUCAGGAAAAGGCGGCAGGCUUCCUACACCAAAGCUGAGAGAACUUGGUGGAGCCCAGAGGACUCAUCAUGACCUUACCACUCCAGCUGUUGGUGGUGCUGUCUUAGUGUCCCCAUCUAAAGUGAAGCUUCCAGUGCCGGAACAGAGGAAAAAAAUGUUCCCUCAGGAUGGCUUAGAGACGUCAAAGAAUGAGUUUAGCAAGAAAGAAAGUCGCACUAUAUCCCUACUGACUUCUCCGGCUGCUGGUGUAAAAACAGUUGAUCCCCUGCCUUUGAGGGAAGAUUCUGAAACUAAUAUCACCAAAUUUGCUGAAGAAACUCAUCCAGUUUCAAAAAUUCCUGAGUCUCCAGCAGACACCCCUGGGCAGUGUCCUUCUCCACCCCAUGCACCAUCCUACUGGCAUCCUUCUCGUCGAAUUCAGGGGUCUCUAAGAGAUCCAGAGUUUCAACAUAAUGUGGGAAAAACAAGGACGAACAAUUUCCAGUUGCCGCAACAUGAUGCCUUUAAUGAUGAAGAUGACAGAUUGUCUGAGAUUUCUGCUCGCUCUGCAGCUUCUAGUCUCCGGGCUUUCCAGACGCUGGCACGAGCUCAGAAAAGGAAGGAGAACUUCUGGGGCAAAACGUGAAUAAAUAUGUACCUAGUUGAGUUGCUUAUAUUUAGGGAACUGUUGGCAUAAUUUUUCUUUAUUGCUUACUGUGUUAAGAUUUUUCAAGUUUUUUUUUUUUUUUUUAACAUUCUCUACUUAAAAAGAGUUAUUGGCUUUUCAAUAGUCAAUUUAAUUUACUUGGAAAUUUUUAACACAGGUUCAUUCAAUUUAACUUUUAAAGAAUUCUUUUUACAUCUAUCCUAAGGUACAAAGAGAUAGAUGACAUAGUUCUUCACAUGUUCUAACUUUUGUAUUAGGUGUCAUGGAUGGCUGCUAGAAUUCAGAAUUUCACCCAUCUAGAGAAUAUUCUAAAAGGAUGAACAGAGUGAAAUAAAAAUUAAGAUCCAAGUUUGAAGUAUGAUUCUUUUAAUAUUGGUUAUAUGUCUCUUCAUAAUUGUAGAAGUCAUAAAAAUGAAUUUGUUGUUCCUUUAACUUUUACUGUAAUGUUUAUUUUAGUACCUUCUGUGUGUGUUACAGUGUUAUUUAAGAUAAUUGUAUUUUAGAUUGAAAAUACUAGCUGUAUAUAUUUUUAUUUAUGUAACAAAGUUUGUUGAGAGAAUAUGUAUAUUUUUGAUCCUUGUGUGUAUUCUAUUUGUAUAAGAACUUUGGCUUACAUUUGAAUAAUGUCUGAAUUUUGAAAAAUUGUUUGUAUAAUGGGAUUUAAACUUUGUAGACAUUUUGAAAUAAAAAUUGAUCAAGUGUGUUUGUCUUCUCCAGAAAGUUAUUAAAUUGAGCAAGUAAUUUAUCUUUUAGAAGUAUUAAUCAAAAGUUAUACUUCUUUUGCAGCUGUCAAAAUGCAAACAAACUGAGUCCACAAUAUUUUUGCAUGAAUAUAGGACAAAUACAGAAUUUCC
Messenger RNA from Trichechus manatus latirostris (Florida manatee), 3146 nucleotides. RefSeq names its product Mdm1 nuclear protein (gene SAXO6). NCBI's taxonomy places the organism in Eukaryota, Metazoa, Chordata, Mammalia, Sirenia, Trichechidae. Gene Ontology annotation, biological process: negative regulation of centriole replication; retina development in camera-type eye. The record is from RefSeq and is a predicted model, not a curated record. Bases 115 to 2271 code for a protein of 718 amino acids. Gene Ontology annotation, molecular function: microtubule binding. The transcript has 15 exons.